This is a messenger RNA of Nylanderia fulva, 1935 nucleotides long. RefSeq names its product isocitrate dehydrogenase [NAD] subunit alpha, mitochondrial (gene Idh3a). Gene Ontology annotation, molecular function: magnesium ion binding; isocitrate dehydrogenase (NAD+) activity; NAD binding. NCBI's taxonomy places the organism in Eukaryota, Metazoa, Arthropoda, Insecta, Hymenoptera, Formicidae. Gene Ontology annotation, biological process: isocitrate metabolic process; tricarboxylic acid cycle. The record is from RefSeq and is a predicted model, not a curated record. Gene Ontology annotation, cellular component: mitochondrion.
GACGUCACGUGCCUCUUCGCUGCUGCCGCUGCCGACCUCCCCGUGUGCAGAGCGAAUCGCGAGCGAGCGCGAAUUGUACGUCUUUUUUUCUCGCUAUCUCUUCUUCCCGCCCGGUGAUGGCAGCCCAGUGGAUCCGCACAGCAAUCUCUUCAAAACUCACUGGUGCGAGGCUCUAUAGCAGCCAGGUACACAAAUGCACUCUGAUCCCUGGAGAUGGUAUUGGACCCGAGAUCUCUGCUGCAGUGCAGAAAAUCUUCGAGGCUGGCAAGGUUCCAAUAGAAUGGGAAUCAGUUGAUGUGACACCAGUGAAGGGUCCGGAUGGCAAGUUUGGUAUACCACAAGCGGCCAUCGACUCUGUCAAUAGGAAUAAAAUUGGUUUGAAGGGACCUUUGAUGACUCCGAUAGGGAAAGGUCAUAGAUCUCUCAAUCUUGCACUCAGAAAGGAAUUUAAUUUAUACGCCAAUGUGCGGCCAUGUCUAUCAUUAGAGGGGUACAAGACGUUGUACGAUAAUGUCAAUGUCGUCACUAUCAGAGAGAAUACAGAAGGUGAAUAUUCGGGUAUAGAGCACGAAAUCGUAGAAGGUGUUGUACAGUCCAUUAAGUUAAUCACGGAAGAGGCUUCUCUCAGGGUAGCAGAAUUUGCUUUCCAAUAUGCUACAGACAAUAAUAGGAAAAAGGUUACUGCUGUACAUAAAGCGAAUAUCAUGAGAAUGUCGGACGGCUUGUUCUUGAGGUGUUGUCGAGAAGCCGCACAGAAAUUCCCGUCAAUCAAGUUCGAAGAGAAGUACUUGGACACAGUUUGCCUAAAUAUGGUGCAGGAUCCAAGUCAAUACGACGUGCUCGUUAUGCCUAACUUGUACGGAGAUAUCUUAUCCGACAUGUGUGCCGGUCUCGUUGGAGGUCUCGGUCUCACACCGAGUGGAAACAUCGGUUUGAAUGGAGCUUUGUUCGAAUCGGUACAUGGAACGGCACCCGAUAUUGCCGGACAAGAUAAGGCAAACCCCACGGCGUUAUUGCUCUCUGCGGUAAUGAUGCUCAAGCAUAUGGGCCUCAACAACCACGCGAAAAUAAUCGAGCAAGCUGCUUACGAUACCAUAAAGGAAGCCAAGUAUUUGACCGGUGAUUUAGGCGGUACUGCAAAAUGCAGCGAGUAUACCAAUGAAAUUUGUAAGAAGGUUAGUGCGCAAACCAAAUAAAUGGCAGACGCUUCGUAAAUCGAAAUCGAAACUGCCAAAUACUCGUAGAAUUCACGCGUCCACGAAAGGGCCGCUAUUUUCUACCAUCUAUUAAUAUUGUGUAUACACAGUCUUGUAUUGCGAGCGUUAUUUAGCCAUACUGACUGCAUUUCAUCCAUCAAUGAGAUAAGUUUUUUUCGUCGAAAAAACUGCAAGUGAGGAACUUAAAUAACGCUCGCAAUACAAGACUGUGCAUACACAAUAUUAACAGAUGGUAGAAAAUAGCGACUCUUUGUAUGUGCGUUUUCGGUGUAAAUUUACGAUCGGACUCUAUAUAUUGAAUAUUGUUGAGUAUUUUCUCAUGUGCAUCCACGCAUAUACAAUACGUAGAAAUUUUUUUCUUAAAUAUAUUGUCUUUAAUUUGACCAUAAGUUUCAAAUUCUUGAUUUAUGACAAAUAUGGAACGACAUUUAAUUUCAUUCUGUUUCGUAAAAUGCGCGUGACUGCAUCAUUGUUGACUGCAUGGACUGAACAUGUCUCUUGUAUAUGUAUAUCAUUAUGUAUUAUUUAAUCUCGAAUCCUAGAGAAAGGGUCCUAGUAAAGAUUGUAAAGAUUAACCAUGUAAAUUAAAUAGUAGAAAUGCUGUAUCAUAAUUUUAAAUAAAAUUGUUACGCGACGUAUGUUCUAUACUAGUGAAAAUAGUUUAAAAUAUUAAAAGUCGUGCGCAGUAUUACAAACUAAUAAAAAUCUACGAAACAAU